Messenger RNA from Haliotis rufescens (red abalone), 2700 nucleotides. Its product is annotated as polycomb group protein Psc-like. NCBI's taxonomy places the organism in Eukaryota, Metazoa, Mollusca, Gastropoda, Lepetellida, Haliotidae. Gene Ontology annotation, molecular function: promoter-specific chromatin binding. The transcript is spliced from 10 exons. Gene Ontology annotation, biological process: negative regulation of transcription by RNA polymerase II. Bases 116 to 1861 code for a protein of 581 amino acids. The record is from RefSeq and is a predicted model, not a curated record. Gene Ontology annotation, cellular component: PRC1 complex.
CGGCUGGCUCUAUGACAAGUCACGUGAUAAAGUCGAUUUGCUGGCCCGGGUGCUACGAGACGAGGCGGAUAUUUUCAGUGUUUCUGGAUAAAAGAAGCAACGAGCAACCGACACAAUGCAUCGGACAACCCGCUUGAAGAUAACCGACAUCAACCCCCACCUCAUCUGCGUCCUCUGCGGUGGCUACUUCAUCGAUGCCGCCACCAUUAUCGAAUGCUUGCAUUCUUUCUGCAAGACGUGCAUUCUCCGGUACCUCGAGACGAGCAAGUACUGUCCCAUCUGUGACGUCAUGGUGCACAAGACCCGUCCCCAUCAAAAUAUUAGAGCCGACAAGACUCUUCAGGAUCUGGUCUACAAGUUAGUUCCGGGGCUGUACAAGGGAGAGAUGAAGCGGCGGAGGGAAUACUAUGCUAUAAGUCCAAAGAAAGAAGCGCCGAAAGCCCCGAGCGAGGCCCGAGGGGACGAGAUGGCGGAGCGGUUCAUAUACACGGCCGACGAGAACAUCAGUAUGUCACUGGCGUAUUGUCAAGAAGGAAUCCCUGAUCCCGAGGUUCUGCGGAGAAUGCGACAAGAAAAUCUGAAGAAAGGAAUCUCCAGUCCCAAGAACGGAGAGAAUCGGGACGUACGGUAUCUCCAGUGCCCAGCCGCCGUUACAGUCUCACAUCUGAAGAAAUUCAUCCGACUUAAAUACGACUUGCCACUGAAUUACCAGAUCGACAUUUUCCACACUGACGAAGCCCUGCGGGAAUAUUACACCCUGAUGGAUAUCGCCUACAUAUACACGUGGAGGAGGAGGGGCCCGUUGAGAUUAUACUACACCAUAUAUGAGCGUAAACUGAAAAGACUUCACGACCAAGCUUUGUCUGACGAAGCUGAAACCUGCUGCGAUGUGCCCACCAAAACCGCCAAGAAAAACAACUACGACAACGAAAUUGUGAACACCCCCACAAUGUUAAACAUCCCAACCAUACAAAUACAAAAAAACACUGCCGAAAGCAAAGGGAAAGAAAUAACACGUCCCAAAUCAAAUGACACACUCUGUCCUAAAGCUAAAGACACACCCUGUCUCAAAAUCCACAUGGAACCGAAGGGAAAGGUUACCACCAAUUCCAAAGAGAAAGACUCUUUGAAAACAACAGUGUCUAAAUGUCAGGCUGACAUAGUGAAAGUUGUUUCCCAGUCAACCACCAAAGAGUCUGAAACCAAAAAGCAAACGGAGAACAAGAAACCAUGCCCAGAAAUGAAAAAGACUGUUGCUGAUGCUAAAAAGGGCGCCCAUGAUGCCAAAAAGAGUCUUCAAGAAGCGAAGAAAACUUCCUUGGAGGUUAAAAAACCUUUACAGGAAGUGAGAAAGCCUUCUGAAGUUAAGAAACUUGCUAAUGAGGUUAAGAAGCAAGCGGAUGGCAAGAAACCUCAGACAGAACUUCGAAGAAUUGAACCAAAGAAAACCACCAUUGAGCUCAAGAAACCGCCGACAGACAUGAAGAAGAUGUUAAAUGAUGUGAGAAACGACAACAGGAAACAGUCGGAAACAAAGCGGCCAUCAGAACCGAAGAAACAUCAGACUAUCGAACCCAAGAAAAGCAUCGAAAAUGGCAAAGCCUCGUCUGAGGUCAGAAAGACCCACUCUGUUGGUCGUAAACAGGCCGAACCAAAGAAAUUAUCAAUGCCAAAUAUGAACGGACAUUAUACAAACGGUCACGGUGCCUACGACCUGAGUAAAGCGACCCUUGACGAAUCUGGACUUUUCAAAAUCCCCAGGAGGGAUGAACCUUUGAAUUUGGUGAAGAAAGAUAAAAACCAACCUUUGAAACUGAACGGAGGGUUUAGCCCCAGACCAGAUAUGAAUGUGGCGACAUAAACGUUUUGUGAGAUUCUUUCCAAGAUUGGAUAAUACUGUGUUUGGACCUGCCCUGAAAGGAUAUAUUUUAAGGAAUCAACGUAUUGGUGUCGAAAACCGGUGGCUUGAAUAUACUUUGAUGUGAAAGAUAUACAUGGAAUGAUAUUCUCUAUGGAUGUAUAUAUACAUAUAUAUGUCGGUGUAUUAAUUGUGCCCAAACUUGGAAUGUGCAAAGCGAUGUUCAUGUGCUGGAUCUUUACUUGUGCAAACUGAUGUAUUCUCCAGACUGCCAUCUGGCCUUUUAAUAAUGUACACUGCGGGGAGCUCUCGUGGAUUACCAAAAGUGACAUGCUGGAUGUAUAUAUAUAUUUACUUACCUAAGACUCAAGACACUGAUGGGAAGGUGUUCCUCUCCGAAGGUGACGUGUACAUACGUUGUAUUUACGGUCUAAGACUGGUUUUAAGUUAUUCUGUAGAACUUAGCGCAUCACCUAGUGCUGAGCAAGACAACUGCCAUUUUACUUGCAUUUAUAGCUAAUGCAUUAGAAGCUGUGACACAUUGUGUUGAUCAUCAAGAUUCGUGAAUAUUGGAUUACUCUCCUUGGUUGGAUUUUACCGACGAUUGUGAUUGGUUCAAACUCCUUCAUCAUUCGUCAUUGGCUUACGAGAAGUUUCAAAUUACCCGUACAUUUUGAUUGGUUGUAGGGGAAGGAGCAAUUGGUUAUUAACGAUUUUAUUCAUUUGUGAUCACAAGCAGACUAAUAACGACGGGAUAUGUCUGCUGUUAGUUUGGAUGUGUACAAAUUAAUGUAUUUGAUUACUUAGGAGAUUGUGAUAGAAAAUAAAAAUAAAUUACAUGA